Molecule: messenger RNA, 3438 nt
Organism: Brassica rapa (field mustard)
Lineage: Eukaryota; Viridiplantae; Streptophyta; Magnoliopsida; Brassicales; Brassicaceae
Product: E3 ubiquitin-protein ligase ATL42
Source: RefSeq, a predicted model, not a curated record
UACUGUAUUCUGAGAAUUUACUUUUGUUAGUCUGUUGAUUUAGAUUAACACACAAUAGCACAUGAUCUUAGAGCCCACUAAUUAAGCAAAUGGGCCUAAUGAUUGAUAUGUAAGCUCUUAUCUUAUGACAAAAGAUUCUUUAAGACAGCUUAAAAACUACAAAAACAAAUUAAAUUUUAGUUAGCAAAGUGAUUUAGUUAUAUUAAACAUCAAAUUUCAUAUCAAUAUAUCAUUAUGCAGAUGCUUGAAUCGUGAAACCGACAUAUAGGUUAGUUUAUUCAUUUCAAAUCUAAGAUUAUUAUUAGGGAAUUGGUUUGUGCAAUAAUUGUAAGAGUAAAAUAGUAAUGCAUGGAAGCCUAUAUAAUCACUCAAUCAUGAAAAACGCAAAUUUUGACUUUUCUUUUCCCUACCGGAAUUAUGUGCAACUGGUCCUUGUUGACUUACACUUCCGGCGAGUGCAGCAAAAAAAACAUUUUAAUAGUAUUUAUUUUGAGCUCAUCACCAUUUACUAUCUCAACAACUAUCAUUUUUUAAAUUAUAAUUACUAAGAAUAUAACAUUUUUAUUGGUUAUAUGUUAGUGGCCUUUCAUAUAUAAAUAUUUUAAUAAACACUGUCGAGAAUAUUUUUAGGGUAUUUGGCUUUGAUUAUUAGUUAACUAAAACAAGAAUGUUGGAUAUAGUAUAUCUAUAGUUCUUUGUUCAACCAUAGCUUUCCAUUUUGAUGUUUUAUAAACGAAAAUAUCAAAUUAUAAAACCAUAACUGAAAAAACAUGAGCAAGGACUGCCCUACGUGUUUCAGAUCAACUAAACCAAAAACAACUUAUCAAAAUCUAAUAUUUCAAUUAAUUUUACACUAAUUUGAACAGAGCCGGUCCUGACGAACUUGAGGCCCUAUUUAAAAUUAGAAGAAAAAAAAAUUAGUUUUUAAAUAUAUAAUUUGAAAACAAAUAUUUAGUCUAAAAAUUAUUUUCUUUUAUGGAAAAUUAAAGUUGUAAGUUUUAGCAACAUAAAAUAUAUGUUCAAAUUUUAAUUAUACAAUUAAAUUUAUUUUUCUAUAUAGCAAAAAUAUUAUAUAAUUAAUACUUUUUAAUAUAAUUAAUACUUAUAUAUAACACUAUAUUAAUGUGUGUAUAUAUAUAUAUAUAUAUCAACUUUUUAAAAUGCGGGAGCCCCAUAAACAGGGACCCCCAUUCAAAUGUUUCGUGGGACUCCCCUCAAAUCCGGUUCUGAAUUUGAAAAACAAUAGCUGAUCAAAAUAUAGAACUGUUUUUUUUUUUGAAAGUGGUCUAUUUUCUCAUUGAAAAUAUUGUAUACCAACAAACCCACUAAUUGAUUGUUAUAUCCUUAUUUUUGAAGUUCAAAACUUUUUUUCUUUUCAAAAUCAACAAUACAUUGAACUGAAUUGAGAAGAAAAUUGGUUUAAUUGUAUAGUUAAACUAUUUUCUAGAACCAUGCACCAAAAAUCAAUCAAAGAACCAAAUGUGAUGCAAGUUGUAAAUCUAUAUAUAGAUGUACAAACAAGUUUCGAUUAGUCUAUCGUCCUAAAUAUGAUAAAAAUGAGGUCAGCCCACCAAAAGGUGAUUUGUUUUUUAGUUAAUGGAGAGAAUAGUAGUAGUAGAAGAGACAAUGAGAAAGCAAUAGCAUACAAAAUGUUGUCACGUAGAUGACGACGACGUGAUUAUAUUAAUUUAUGUCUACAUGGAAAAUAAAAAUUAAUUCUCCUCUGCAAUAAAACUAUUUAAGACACAAGAAAAAGACUUUCCAGGAAAAUCAAGAAAAACAAAAAAGUUCUCUGUAAAAACUAUUCUUCUUCCGAUGUAUCAAAUCUUCAUCUUCUUUCUUACAAUCUUCCACAGUUACUACUAUGCAUCUGCUCAGCCUCCUGCUCCUCCGUUCCGAAACGGCGACCUCGUCACAAACUUCGAGCCGAGUUUAGCCGUCGUCACCGGCGUUCUCGCCAUCAUGUUCACACUCACUUUCGUCCUCCUCGUCUACGCUAAGUGCUGCCACAUAGAUCUCCGUUCAGGCACCGGCGACGGAAGACGUCAAGAUCGCCGGCUCCGACAAGGAAUAUUCUUUAACCGGUCUACCAACUCCUCGGACCGGUUCUCCGGUUUAGACAAAACCGCGAUAGAGUCACUUCCUCUGUUUAGAUUCUCUGCUUUGAAAGGAUCGAAACAAGGGCUUGAGUGUUCUGUCUGUCUAUCUAAAUUCGAAAGCGUCGAGAUUCUUAGAUUGUUGCCUAAAUGUCGUCACGCUUUCCACGUGGGAUGCAUCGAUCAGUGGCUUGAGCAGCACGCAACGUGUCCUCUAUGCAGAGCGAGAGUCUCAGUGGAAGAUGAGUCCUCUGUUUAUGGAAACAGCUUCCGGUUCUUGAAUCAGUCUGAGGUAAGGGAAGACUCGAGCUUGGAGCUUUACAUCGAGAGAGAGGAAGAGGAAGAAGAGAGGAGACAGAGAGAGGAACUUGGUGGGUCGUCGAGGUUCAGCAUCGGAGGGAGUUUCAGGAAGAUUUUGAAAUUAGGUCAUAAAGAUAAACCGUUACUUGAUCAACACGGAGAAGAUAAGGCGAUGCAUAAGUUCAAUCAUAGGAUCCUUGUGUCUGAUGUUGUGUUCAAGAACCGUUGGAGCAACGUGAGCUCGUCUGAUUUGAUGUUUUUGAACUCGGAGAUGGUUAGUUCGAUUUCCAGUGAGAGAUUCUCGUCGAUGGAUAGAGUGAAGAGAGGUGAUGAAGAGGAUCAAAGAGGUAACGUGGGAAUCAAGGAAGAGAAGGGAAUGUUGGAGAACAAGUUGUCGGAAAACAGAGACUUUGGUUCGAAAUCAAGAAACGUUAUGAUCGAGCCGGGAAGAAGAUCGAUUUCUGACAUCACUGCGGUUCCUAGACUGAGUGUUGUGGUCCAUGGAGAUUGUAGCGGUUCAAACGCAGCGUCUGCGUUAGAAAACGGUGGAAACGAGACGGAGGAGAGACGACGGCGUUUGUGGCUGCCCAUCGCUAGAAAAACCGCUCAAUGGUUUGCCAAUAGAGAAAAAAGACAUCAAAUUAACACAACACACCAACACUUUGAUGUUUAGUUUCUUUGCAAUUUUUUUUAAACAUUUUACAAAAUAUUUAGUUUUGAUCUAUGUUCUUUACAAAAAUUCUUACACAUGUUAGUUAGAUCAAAGAAGAUGAUUUCCGUAAAUAAAUUUGAUAUAUAUAUGAUUGUUUUGACAAUACAUAUUAAUUAUUACUGGGUUUUAUUCUGGUAUUAUUAUCUUUUUUUUAUUAAUUGUUUUCAAUAAAUAGAACAUGUCAGCUUACCUGGUUACAGAAGCAACCACGCUCAUUUGAAAUUUAUUAAAUUUACUAAUAUGGCUGCAUUAUUGAUUCUUUUGUCAACGACUGCAUCAUAUCAAUAGAAAUACACACAUGUAAUAUUUGCUUAAACGUCUAUUUGAUUU